Molecule: messenger RNA, 1690 nt
Organism: Linum tenue
Lineage: Eukaryota; Viridiplantae; Streptophyta; Magnoliopsida; Malpighiales; Linaceae
Source: the annotation of a GenBank genome assembly
UCCGUAUUCACGAAAACAGCCUCCAAAAACCUCUUUAAAUCCCUCUCACGGACUCCUGCUGAAAGACAAGCCCUCUACUUUGUCAGAUCGUCUCUUCUCCCCCUCUUCUCCACCCAGUAGAUCCCGCUUGAUUCAAGUCUUCUCCUUCCGAGGCUGUAAGCCAUGGCGGGAUUCUCUGCCGCCGUGAAGCCCACUCCGAUACUGAAAGAUGAGCUCGACAUCGUCAUACCCACAAUCCGAAACCUCGAUUUCUUGGAGAUGUGGAGGCCCUUCUUCGAGGGUUACCAUCUGAUCAUUGUUCAAGAUGGUGACCCUUCCAAGACCAUCAAAGUCCCCGAAGGGUUCGAUUACGAGCUCUACAACAGGAACGACAUCAACAGGAUUCUGGGUCCUAAAGCUUCUUGCAUUUCAUUCAAGGAUUCUGCUUGCAGAUGCUUCGGGUUCAUGGUGUCCAAGAAGAAGUACAUCUACACCAUCGAUGACGAUUGCUUUGUAGCCAAGGAUCCAACUGGGGCGCAGAUCAAUGCACUGGAGCAGCACAUCAAGAACCUGCUAUCCCCAUCCACCCCACACUUCUUCAACACACUCUAUGAUCCAUACAGAGAAGGUGCUGACUUUGUUCGUGGGUAUCCUUUCAGUCUCCGUGAGGGCGUUGCGACAGCGGUUUCUCAUGGCCUGUGGAUGAACAUCCCUGAUUAUGAUGCUCCCACUCAGCUGGUUAAGCCACUUGAGAGGAACACCAGGUAUGUUGAUGCUGUGAUGACAAUCCCCAAGGGAACCUUGUUCCCAAUGUGCGGGAUGAACCUUGCAUUCAACCGUGAAUUGGUCGGACCGGCAUUGUACUUUGGACUCAUGGGAGAUGGUCAGCCGAUUGGUCGAUACGACGACAUGUGGGCUGGGUGGUGUGUGAAGGUGAUCUGCGACCAUAUGGGAUGGGGAAUCAAGACCGGGUUGCCAUACAUCUGGCACAGCAAGGCCAGCAACCCAUUCGUGAACCUGAAAAAGGAGUACAAGGGUAUUUUCUGGCAGGAGGAGAUCAUCCCAUUCUUCCAAUCAGUGAAGAUCUCCAAGGAUGCCACCUCGGUGCAGAAAUGCUACAUCGAGCUGUCCAAGGAAGUGAAGGAGAAGCUGGGUAAGGUUGAUCCUUACUUUGACAAGCUUGCCGAUGCCAUGGUUACCUGGAUCGAAGCUUGGGACGAGCUGAACCCUUCUUCAGCUGAGAAGACAGCCGCUAAUGGCACAGCCAAAGCCAAGUAGAAGCAGAAGUUGGGUUUUGUUAGGCCACAGAGGGACCAGAGAAGAGUUUACUUUUGCUGAUGAGAGAAUUCGGUAGUAGUAAAAGCUUGGUAGUUGCAGUGUAGGUGGUCUAUUGAGAUUGAGAUGAGCCCACAAUAUUUACUUUCUAUAGUGUUAUUGAUUAUUGCUAUUGUUGUCAUAUUUACUGCUACUGCAUAAUGUUACAGGUUUGAGUGAAUUCAUUUUUGAGUGGAUUCAUUGUCAUCAUUAUUUAUGAUAUAAUAUUGAGUUGUAUUGUAUUCUAUUGUUGUGAAUCUUAUGGCUUGAAGAAGUUGUUGCAGAAGAGUGGAUCGAUACUCCACAUAGUCAAGUCUCCCAUUUUUGUGUUGGAAUUUUUGUUGGGGAAGAUGGGUGUAAUGAUGUUUUUAGUGUUUGAAAAUUUGGGGUUUGAAAA